CUUCCAACCGGCCUUGACAUCAUGGCGGACUUCGGCGAGCUCGUACUGGUUCUGGGGGACAUGCACAUUCCCCACCGCGCGGUGGACAUCCCAGAGAAGUUCAAGAAGAUGCUUGUGCCCAACAAGAUGCAGCAUGUCCUGUGCACGGGCAACAUGGUUACGAAGGAACAGUAUGACGAGCUGCGAGGCUUGGCACCCAAUGUCCACAUUGUGCGUGGCGACUUUGACGAGAGCUCAAACUACCCCGACAAGAAGGUCAUCACGAUCGGGCAGUUUCGCAUCGGACUAUGUCAUGGACACCAGAUCGUUCCAUGGGGAGACGUCGACUGCCUCGCGGCGUUGCAGCGCAAGUUGAACGUGGACAUUUUGAUCACUGGACACACCCACCAGUACAAUCUACACGUUCAGCACGGCAAGUGGUUUGUCAACCCCGGCUCCAUCACGGGUGCAUAUAGUACAUGCACUCAGUACGUCCAACCAACGCUCCAUCUCCCUCAGAUCUGCCAUGUUCAUCAUGACGGGCGUAGGGAUGUCGUGCCAAGCUUCAUCUUGAUGGCCAUCCAGGGCCCGAAAGUCGUCGCGUACGUGUACGAGCUCAAGGACGGCGACAACGUCGUCGUGUCCAAGACCGAGUUUGUCAAACAGCACAAGUAGCCGCACCAUCCUUCCAUGGAAACUAGUUUAAAACCAAUUUAAAACACAAUUAUGGUGUUUCCAAACCAA
Molecule: messenger RNA, 723 nt
Organism: Aphanomyces astaci
Lineage: Eukaryota; Oomycota; Saprolegniomycetes; Saprolegniales; Verrucalvaceae
Exons: 5
Coding region: 22-654 (210 amino acids)
Biological process (GO): retrograde transport, endosome to Golgi; intracellular protein transport
Cellular component (GO): endosome; retromer complex
Source: RefSeq, a predicted model, not a curated record